Molecule: messenger RNA, 996 nt
Organism: Mesitornis unicolor (brown roatelo)
Lineage: Eukaryota; Metazoa; Chordata; Aves; Mesitornithiformes; Mesitornithidae
Gene: FBXO45
Product: F-box protein 45
Exons: 2
Biological process (GO): synapse assembly involved in innervation; proteasome-mediated ubiquitin-dependent protein catabolic process
Cellular component (GO): synapse; SCF ubiquitin ligase complex
Molecular function (GO): protein binding
Source: RefSeq, a predicted model, not a curated record
GUCCGUGCCUUCCACCACGCCUUUAGCACCAAUGACUGCUCACGAAAUGUCUACAUCAAGAAGAACGGCUUCACGCUGCACCGCAACCCCAUCGCCCAGAGCACGGACGGGGCGCGGACCAAGAUCGGUUUCAGCGAGGGCCGCCACGCCUGGGAGGUGUGGUGGGAAGGCCCGCUGGGCACCGUGGCCGUCAUUGGCAUUGCCACGAAGCGGGCGGCCAUGCAGUGCCAGGGUUAUGUGGCCUUGCUGGGGAGCGACGACCAGAGUUGGGGCUGGAACCUGGUGGACAAUAACUUGCUGCAUAACGGGGAGGUGAACGGCAGUUUCCCCCAGUGCAAUAACGCGCCCAAAUACCAGAUAGGUGAAAGGAUUCGAGUGAUCCUGGACAUGGAAGACAAAACAUUAGCGUUUGAGAGGGGCUAUGAGUUCUUGGGAGUUGCCUUCAGAGGACUGCCAAAAGUUUGCCUGUAUCCAGCAGUGUCUGCUGUGUAUGGUAACACAGAAGUGACUUUGGUCUACCUGGGAAAACCUUUGGAUGGAUGAUGUGGAUUGUUGCAUUGGGACAUGAAGAUGUGGAUGACUGGGAGGAGAAAUCUGCAUGUUGGUUAGAGGGAAACGUGUAUUAAAGGAAAAACAAAAGUGUGGGUUUGUGUCCAAGAACCAUCGAGGCAAUUGUUGUGAAAUGGAGGACCAGCCAUACUUCAGGAAUUGCGUUCCGUUUCCUCUGUCUACCAGGCCAGAAAAAUCCUCAGGGUUGCAGUUGGUUGAGUGGGAAGCUGACACAUGCAUGUUGCAACAGAUUUCAUUGCUAAUAUGGCAGUGUGUGACCUCAAAUAUUUAAGAAAGGAUUUGAUACGAAACUGCUUGAGGAAAUGAACCUGAGAUUUGUAAGUAGCGUGUUUUGUGAAAGACUCCCAUUUUAAAACUGCUUGUUCCUUCCCUUCCCUCCUUUGGGCCAGUGUGGGUGCCGGAGGAGAGAGAGUCUGGUUGGGUUUU